Messenger RNA from Trichoderma virens Gv29-8, 1074 nucleotides. RefSeq lists its product as uncharacterized. The record is from RefSeq and is a predicted model, not a curated record. Bases 1 to 1074 code for a protein of 357 amino acids. The transcript is spliced from 2 exons. NCBI's taxonomy places the organism in Eukaryota, Fungi, Ascomycota, Sordariomycetes, Hypocreales, Hypocreaceae. Gene Ontology annotation, molecular function: oxidoreductase activity, acting on NAD(P)H.
AUGAAGGAGGCACUCGCCUACCCAGGGCCCAAGGUCGACGUUGUCGAAUCACCCAUACCGACUGCAGGACCCUUUCAGAUAAUUGUCAAGGUGUCUUGCGUUGGGCUGAACCCCAAAGACUGGAAAGUGGCUGAUGGCGCUGUUCCUGGAGUCACGCAUUCCAAUGAAGGUGACGAUUUUGCAGGAGUUGUUCACGAAAUUGGUCAGAGUGUAACAGAGUUCAAAGUGAGUGACCGAGUAGGUGUUUUCCACAAAACAUUGAGUCCAGGAGGGGGCUGGGCCCAGUAUGCUAUUGCUUGGGAGAGCAUGACAUUCCAUCUAGCUGACCAUGUAUCAUUUGAGGAAGCUGCAACUAUCCCAUUGGCGGCCAUAACUUCUUGUUUGGGGCUAUAUCGCCGUCUUUCUCUCCCUUACCCUUGGGAUCCUUGCGACAAACCUCAACCAAUUGUCGUUUAUGGCGCGGCAUCGGCUGUAGGUGCCUACGCUGUGAAACUAGCCGUUCUCUCGAAUAUUCAUCCUAUUAUCGCAGUUGCCGGGAGGGGAAUUGAUUUUGUAGAGACACUCAUUGAUCGGUCUCGUGGUGAUACCAUUGUCGACUACCGCCAAGGUGACAAUUCUGUGGUCGAAGCGAUAAAGACGGCUCUGGGAAAUAAAGAGCCUGAAUUCGCCUUUGAUGCCGUAAGCGAAAAUGGCACUGUUCUGAACAUUUCCCGGGUGAUAAACAAGACUAUCGGAAAGAUUGCUGUCGUACUGGAUACUCCAUCUGAUCUAGUUCCUGACGGAAUUUCGCGCAACAAUACAGCGGUUGAGACGAGCCAGGUAGACCUUGGCAACAACGUGCUUACUUGGCCCAAUUCCAAAGGCCAAAGCGUAGGAAUAACGCAUUUUACGACUGUUAUGUUGAAAUUUAUUGGGAGGGGUCUGAACGAAGGCUGGUUCAGCGCGCAUCCACAUGAAGUGGUACCAGGCGGCCUGCAUGGCCUGGAAGGUGCACUUACACGCCUGAAGAAUGGUUCAGUCAGCGCUACCAAACUUGUUGUGAGGAUCUCGGAUACCGAUGGCUUAGGGAAUUAA